Erythranthe guttata (spotted monkey flower) is the source of this 1822-nucleotide messenger RNA. RefSeq names its product agenet domain-containing protein. The record is from RefSeq and is a predicted model, not a curated record. NCBI's taxonomy places the organism in Eukaryota, Viridiplantae, Streptophyta, Magnoliopsida, Lamiales, Phrymaceae.
ACAAUUAAUUAUUGCAUAGUACAAUUUCAAUACUGUACCACCUUUAUCUCUCGCCAUAGCCACCACCUUCACUUUCUCUCUCUAGGGCUCACUCUCUCUCUUAAAUCCUUUCCGCACACUGAGGCUCUAGUACAUGCAGCUGAAAAUGUCAUCUGAAUUACUCAACAAAGGUGCCAAAAUCGAGGUCCGGAUGCAAAACGACGGCGUAAUAUGGUACACCGCCACCUUCCUCCGCUCCUCCACCACCAAAAUCUUCGUGCAAUUCGAUACCUUAAGAGAGAGUGCGGAGGAUCCCGAGUCGCCUCUGCGGAGGGAUUACGUCAGUCCCGGCGAUAUCAGGCCGGCUCAGCCGCCGGAGAUUCACAGGUACUUAAAAGUAGGGGAAUCGGUGGAGGGUUUUUGUAGAGAGAGAAUGGGUUGGAGGAGAGGGAAAGUUGUGGAGAUACUGGAGUGUUCGAGGUAUACGGUGUCGUUUGACGAGGGCUCUCUUGCGGAGAUGGAACAGUGGGAGCUGAGAGCUGUUAGGGAGUGGAUCGACGGUUCGUGGGCCCCACCUUUUCGUCUUCAACAAGUAUUGCAGCAGAACAAGUCAUCAGAUUCACAAGUGAAGUCGAGGGGUCUAGUACUCAAGAUAAAGUGUAGUAGAAAAGCACCCGAGGCGAAAUUCAACGAAGGGAUGUUGGUGGAGGUCAAAAGUGACGAGGAAGGUUUUCGAGGUUCUUGGUUUACUGCAGUUAUUGGUAAAACCCUAGGAAAUAAUAGCAAGUUCUUGGUGGAGUAUCGGACGUUAAAAACAGAGGACAAGACGGAACUUCUCAAAGAAGAAGUGGAUGUUUCUUGCAUUAGACCUUGUCCCCCUGUUAUCCAACAGGUCAAACCCUAUGACUUUCUCGAAAGGGUCGAUGCUUGGUAUAACGAUGGUUGGUGGGAAGGCUACAUUGUCCAAGUUUUCAAUGCUUGUAAAUACAUGGUUCGCUUUACGAACAUGGAAGAAGAAAUGGUGUUCGAACAUUGCAAGUUGAGGCUUCAUCAAGAUUGGGUUGAUGAUAAGUGGCUUGCAGCCUCUAAGGUAAAUUUAGCUGAUGAGAAUUUGAAAUCGAGAAAGGGAAAAUUGAAGAGGAAACAUAGUGGGAAUGCAUGGGAGCCAACUUUCUGGAAUGGUAUGACUGUGGAGGUCAAAAGUGACGAAGAAGGUUACCAGGGUUCAUGGUACACUGCUGUAAUAAUCGGCUCCUUGUGUAAUAACAUGUUUUUGGUUGAGUACAAGACACUGAAAACAGAGGAUGAAACCGAACUGCUACGAGAGAAGGCAUUUGCUUCGUAUAUUAGGCCUUGUCCCCCUGAAAUCACACGUGUUGAUCGUUACAAAAUGCUCGAGAAAGUUGAUGCGUGGUACAAUGAGGGAUGGUGGGUGGGCCUUAUUUCCAAAGUUCUCGAUGAUUUAAAAUACUCGGUAUAUUUCUGGACAACAAAUGAAGAAAUUAUACUCGAGCAUAGAAGUUUGAGGCCACAUCAAGAAUGGGUCAAUGGAAAAUGGAUUGUCUCUUUCGGGGAAGAGCCGAAGUUGGUAGUACAAGAAAGAAGGGAAUGCUGAAAGUAGUGUAGUGGAAAUCGAGUAUUAAGAAUGUAAUAAAAGUAGAGGUGAGAGUGUUUUUGUUGUAUGUAUGGGAAGCAAGUAUAUAUAUUAUAUAUAUAUUGCGUAGGUUCCGUAAAGCUAAUCUAUAAUCACUUGUGUGGUUUGGUUUAUUCCAUUCAUGUGUUGUUUGCGCUUUUCCAAAGUGAUUAUGACUUUUUUAAUGUUUAAAAAAAGUUGAUUUUGACC